AAGUACCAAACAACCAAUGGCUAAGCUGCAAAUCCAUUGGCUGGAUUUUUCUAAUUCUAGGGGAAACUCCCAUAAGUGCACCUGUUUUAAGCACUGAAAUCUCACCAUUGAUGCACAGUACUGCAGAACUAGCAAGCUCUUUAUUUGCCUCAGUCAAGUAUGUCAUUGAAGCAAUCAAAAAUAGGGCUACUUUACAAUAAGUUGAAGGGGAAAAAACAGGAUGGGAAUGAAGAGAAACCUUUAAUGAAAAACAGAACGCAGACAGAUGGGGAACAGACGUUUGAAUACAUGGAAAGUUCAGAUCAGUCUGGACGAAUGUAUAUGGAUCUAAUAGGUCCAGAUGUUGAAGUGAGUGGCAAGCAAGUGCUUGAAAUUCUCAGAAAGAUUCUGAGUGAACAAUCAAACCCUGAGGACCUUGACAAGGCAGCUGAGGUGUUGAAAAGAUGGGGCAAACUGAACAGUGUUACCAUAGACAAUGAAGAAGGCAGCUUCCCACAAAACUGGCUCUGUGAGUGUCUUCAAGAAAUAGAUCAGUUUGUGGAAAACCACAUUCCCACGCUGCCAGUAGAGGGACCACAAGGAUCUCAGUCAGAGCAGUUACACGACUUUCUAAAGAGCACACACACCGUGAUAUGCCAUGAGGUGGUUCGAUUAACACCUGUACUGGAAGAUACUGGGCUGCUAGAUCAUCUGAUUGACAGUUACAGCCGUCACCUCUUUCUCAAGUUGGACCUGCUCCUAAACAGAGAUCUGUCUGUGAAAGAGACCUUCUGCCUUUUACGGUGGGGGAAAGAUGUUUUCUUCAGUCCAGAUUCACAGCAUGUCGUCAGAGUGCAUGACCCUCUGCUGUUGACGGGAUGGUUUGAGAAAGCAAUAAGGAAACUACUGCCAAUACUAAAGAAUGACAUCUCUGAGACUCUACAGAACAUCCUGCACUUUGAUGAGAAACAUGGACAUUAUGAGGAAUCGAUGGAUGAAGAAAGAUUCAUCAGAGUGCACAUAGAUGUCACUCAGUGUCUGAAUGCUGUUCUUGUAAACUCUGAAGCAUUUAGUAAGACCUUUGUGUGUACGGCACAAAAUCUCUGUCUCGAAGAGCUUCAUUGUUUUGUUCGGAAGUAUGUGGAUGCAGAGAAAAAACACCUAACAAAUUGGAAACCCUUGAAAACAAACUUUGUGUACCUGUUUCGAGUCAUCAGCACCUGUAGGCAACUCAGAUUCUUUGCUCCCCAACUCAACACACCAGGUAUAAACAACGAUCUAUUAAACCUCAUCUGCUGCAUAUUAAAGGAGAUGGAGGAUCACGUUUUGUCUAUUGUACAAAAGAUGAUGAAACACUUAGCAGAGGACAGUUUGAGAGGUUAUUUCAAAAAGGGAUAUGAACAAAUUCAUACCCUGACAAAGGCAAUCCUAAAGCAGUGUGCGUCUCUGCCUCAGAAUGACGUGGGAAAGGAGAUUCAAGAGAUCUUUGUGGAUGUCGCCUACGACUGUGUUUCACGCGUGUAUCUGGAUUGCCUGAUGAAGAGCAAGAUCAAGCGGCUUGAAAAGAGAUGGGGAAAUGUUGGAGAAAGGAUGAGAGAGGAUGCUCUCAAUUUUCACAACACGUUCACUGAACUGAGCGGCAGUGAUGACCAGAGGAACCAGCUCCUUCAGAGACUGAGUGAAGUUGUGCUUUGCAAUGAUGUAGAUGCACUGAAGGUUAUCUGUUGUGAUGUUUCCCAAAGUUUCCCAAAGGACAGUGAGCAGUAUGUACCUGGUCUGCUGCGCUGGAAGGGGGUGUUAUCAGAGCGACAGGUGAGGGAAGUACUGGAUGUGGUGAGGGACGUACUGGAUGGGAUCCGGGAUCCAAAGCCAAAGUCCAGAUGUGUCACCCGUCAUUCCCUGAAGGGCUUUUGCUGUUGUCUUUGAUAUGAAUAACACCACGAGCCAGACCAAAACCUUUGUUUACAAGUGUUUACAUGGCAUGACUGUUUCUUUUUUUUAAUGUUUCUAAUUUUUUUUUAUACAUAUUUGUGUCAAAUGACCAAUUUGAUUUUACUUGAAAUAGGAAAUAAUGUAUUUAAAGACCGUUUACAUGUUUGCAAACAGCGAUGGCGUGUUUUGUUGGCAGAAAAGGACAGUUCUACAGCUGCAGUCUGGAAUAAAAGUGGAAAUUUUGAGUUUAUGUCUUUUUAAUUCUGAGAAGAAAAAUCAGAAUUGUGAGAUAUAAAUUCUUUUUUUCAUUUCAUUCAUCCUAAAGUCUUUUUUCCUCACAAUUGUGAGUUACAAAGUCAGAAUUUGGAGAUAAAAUUAUUAUAGGUUUAAAUGUAAACUGCAUGCAAUGUAAAGCUAUUGUUUACAUCACAUUGGUUUAAUAGUAGACUACUCAUCGCAGGUUUCAUCAGUUCAGUUUGUGGCUUGUAACCAUAAAUGACCCUGUUUAUGAGCAUCUUUUGAUAAUGAUUAUUUUUUUUUUUUGCAUUCCAGUUAAUUCAAAAUCCAAAAGCACAAGACAUUUUUUUCUCUUAUUCUGUGGAUUUUGUCCGUUUCCUUCCACUUGUUACCGCUGUUUUUCUGCCAUCACAAUAUGCGCACAACUGCAGGUGACAUAAAAAUGUUACUUUUUUUGAUACUUAGUGUUUUUUUUUAAUGAAAAUUCUUUGUUAAUUAAAAACUAUGUAUUU
This is a messenger RNA of Pimephales promelas (fathead minnow), 2660 nucleotides long. Its product is annotated as tumor necrosis factor alpha-induced protein 2. Gene Ontology annotation, molecular function: SNARE binding. NCBI's taxonomy places the organism in Eukaryota, Metazoa, Chordata, Actinopteri, Cypriniformes, Leuciscidae. The record is from RefSeq and is a predicted model, not a curated record. Gene Ontology annotation, biological process: exocyst localization; exocytosis. Gene Ontology annotation, cellular component: exocyst.